UACACUCAACAGGAGUGAGUGACAAGAGGAGCACCAACAAUGUAUAACAGCCACCCGUAUUCCACCCCUUUCUCCGUGAAGGACAUCCUCAGCUCGGUGAGCGAGCAUCAGCAAGCGGCUGCUGGGUGUGCGCUUGACUACCCGCCGCACCUCUCCUUUCCCAUGGCAACGGCCAGCUACCCGUCACCGGAAAUGUCCCCCCGACAUUGUGACCAGCUAACAAUGUUGUCGUCGGCGUCGCCCACUGUUAACCACAACAACAACCUCGUCAACCCCGCCAACAACAUGAAUCCUGCCUGUCUGUACGGCACAGCAUCGCCGCCUAACUUCCUGCAGUCCUACUCCCCCAGCUUGUCCUACAACAUGGGUGCGGCCCUCUCAGCCCUCCACCCCACUUCUCUCAAGGACUACGACCCCAACACCAUGAUCAACGACCCGUCUGGGGUCAGCCCCGGCCUCUCGCCACCCUGCCUUGAUGACGACAGCCUUGAGAAAGGUGCCAAGACACUGUGCGGACAGCAACAACAGCACCAAGCACAUCAACAAACACAAAGAACAACCACGCCAUGUGCACCAACCAUCAAGACGGAACCCACGACCUUAGUCGGAGAGAAGAGCAAGACGCCCUCCUGCAGCUCUUCUGAUGGCUCCACCCCCACCACAGGGGCUUCGGGGGGCAGCGGAGGCGGCGGCGACUGCCAGUUGCUGAAACAGCGGCAAAAGCGCAAGCCGCGCGUGCUGUUCUCGCAGGCUCAGGUGUACGAGCUGGAGCGGCGCUUCAAGCAGCAGCGCUACCUGUCGGCGCCGGAGCGCGAGCAGAUGGCCAGCAUGCUGAAGCUGACCUCCACGCAGGUCAAGAUUUGGUUCCAGAACCGACGCUACAAGUGCAAGCGCCAGCGACAAGACAAGAACUUAGAGUUGUCGGCCAUGCAGCCCCCGCGCCGGGUGGCGGUACCCGUGCUGGUGAAGGACGGCCGACCCUGCCUCAGUCAGACCAUGCCUCCCUCCCCAUACUCCUCCGCCCCCUUCAACGUCAACCCCUUCUCCAACUACACCACGGCUCAAGCCUACAACUCGGCGGUCACCGGCCAUCAGAUGCCGGUCAACCACCUACAGCAAGGCUCCUACUCCGUGCAGCCUCAGCUCCACGCGCAGGGCAUCCGGGCCUGGUAAGGGCAGCAGGGCACGGCCAUAGAGACAGCGGGGCAUGGCGGGAAGGACAAGCAUGACGUCAUGGGAAAACCAGAGAAACAUCCUCUCACGCUGGCACUAGCAGCAGAGACUGUGAGAGCUUACUGUGUGAGAACUAUACUCAGAUACACUCACUCGUGGCAGAGUGUGAGUAUGUGACAGUGUGUGACAGUGUGACUGUGAGUGCGACAGUGUGAGUGACUGUACUCAGACACACGCACUUUCUAGGACGCGUUGUGUGUGUUUUUUCAGUUAAAAAAAAUAAUGAAAUAAUGAUGUAAUGAAGUAAUGAGUAAUCUUAUCACGAGAGCCAACCUAAUUCUGCCGAGACGAUGGUGAAAAAGACGUUGCAGAGGACAGAAAGCUAUGCUAUGUCCUUACUAGUAAGCUAUGCCAGGUAGCCUUCAUGUUACUAGGAGGCUAUGACAAGAUGUUUUCAUGUUACUAGGUGACACGGACUUUUUCAUGCUUUUUAGUGUCGUUCCACGAGCAGCUCACAUUAUGAUUGACACCAUACAAAAACCUCAGUCAUUCCCCGUCCACUCACUCAGUCACACAAACAAACAAACAAACAAACAAACAAACAAAAGAGUAAGUGAUCAUUUCAAAUGUUGUCUUUGAGACAUUUUGAGAAGACAGACAACAAGGCUACACCGGCUACUGUCGUCAAACACCCAGUGUAGCAUGCGAGAAAACUUCUUUCGCCACAAACUGUGCCCACGGGCCGUGUGCAAAACAGACAAUAUGCCUGUCCCACAAACUGUGCCCACGGGCCGUGUGCAAAACAGACAAUAUGCCUGUCCCACAAACUGUGCCCACGGGCCGUGUGCAACACAUGCCUGUCCCACAAACUGUGCUCACGGGCCGUGUGCAAAACAUGCCUGUCCCACAAACUGUGCUCACGGGCCGUGUGCAAAACAUGCCUGUCCCACAAACUGUGCCCACGGGCCGUGUGCAAAACAGACACUAUGACUGUCCCACGUGCCAAAUUGUCAUGGAUCUCGACAGAGGUCGGUUAUUUGAAUGUUCAGUUUGUGCCUUUUGUACAGAGGUCUGUUAUUUGAAUGUGUUUUCUGUGCCUUGUGCUAAUUAGCCUUAUUAUUCAAAUCCUUAUGCUAAUUAGCCUUAUUUUUAUGAAAGCUGAAUAUUUUGUUGCCUUCGCUCCCUUUCCUAUCCCAUGCUGCUGACGGAGAAGAGUAGAUUAGGGAUCGCUUACAGUGUUACACUAACGAACCUUCUACCCGACCAGUACUGUCUACCAUAGUCUACCCGUGGCCUUAUAACUGUUCUCCGACAGAGGACUUUGCUUGACAACAGUUUGUCUCUUUGCUGUGUAACACUGCACCACAACUCUCCUGUGCCUUGACUGACACUGGUGUCCAUCUUGGUUUGUUUGUUUGUUUUUCUGACAGUCUUUUGUCUCAGACACUGACACAAAGACAAAGAGUCCGCCAUACCGCAUAUUCGUGCAGCAGUUAUGAUUGCAGCUGGUCGCCAUACAGCUCGGUUGGAGCAGAGGGCGCUGUGCACGCGAUGCCCAACUGGGUGACGCGGCCCUGGCCUAUCAGGGGCGGCUAUUUACUACACCUACUAAUUACUGCCUUAUCAAAACGGGGAUUUAUGGCUCGUGCCACCUACAGUCGUCAGUGACAACACGGGCAUGGAGAACAAGAGCGGACAACUCGGGCAGACAGGGGCCCGCCACUUGCUCCAGGCGAUCAGAUGGGAGGAAUUAACGGCGGGAUGUGGCAAGCAAAAAAAAAAAAAAGGGAGGGACAGUGGGGGGAAACAAGCAAAGAAAAGACCAUAGAUCACGGUGGGGUAGGGGGCGAUUUGUCGCGUCAUUUAACUAAAUACAUGUUGCGGCAAGACAUGCUCGUUCCCACCAUCCCGCGGGCGCGAGGGCCGUGAGGCGGGCGCUGCGCUUCAAGCGAAACUUGCACCAGAACAACGGCAAAGGCGCGAUCCCAUCGGUCACUGCGCGCCGAUGAUAAACGACGUCGCCGAUAACCGUGCCGCUCGCGCCGCCCCCAAGAUACAGCGGGUCACGGGUCGCCGCCCUCGCUGCCACGCUCCGCUUCACGCUAAACGGCCGCCGUAGGGAAGGGGACGCGGCAAGGGGCAGAUUCCGGCUUCAGCCAUGCGUGACGGCAAAACGUAACACGGUCCGUUAAAGUCCGAUCAACUCCAGAAGCUCCCCCCCCCCCCGUACCAUCACCACCACCACCCCACCCCGCCUGCUAGACAGAAGGUGUCGGUAAUGCAGUGGGGUGGGGUUAGGAGGAGAGGGGGUUGGGCGUGAGAAGUCUGGUGUGCGUGAAGAUGUCAGCAGUGUGUGUGACGUCACCACCACAGAGUAGAGUGACUUCAUAGCUGCCAACGCUCGGCGGUGACGUCAAUAUGGUGGUGUGUGACGUUACCAUGCAUUCAUAGUGGUCGGCGCCUGAGGACACGGCUUGCUACGAGCUCUGUGUCUCGUGAUUCCAGAGAAGAAAAGGAAAUAUUAGCUAGAGAGCUGAUACACGCAGAGCUAGAGGGUAGAGACAUACUCAGCUAGAGGGUCGACCGUGACAGCAUGCUGACCUAGAGAGCGGAGUAUAAAAUGUCUCGUGGAUGGGGGCUUAUUGGAGGCUGGGGGUGAUGGCAGUGACAGGGAAGGUGUAUAUGAACAAUUGCUAUGUUGCUGCCACGAGUGACACAAGUGCAACCGCAAAAUGCCUUUCUGGCCCCCCUCUCCUCCCACACACAUACACACACAUACACACAUGCACAUAUCUGCAGCACACAGACCGAAACACGCUAGCAAGUGCUACACACGUAACUCGGAUGGACUGAAGAAAGGGAAGAAAGAUGAUUAAUCGCGGGUUCGACCUUUUACGCUCACACACUAGGGACAAACAGACUCGUGGGGAAAGUCAGUGAUAUAAGGCUAAGACAAUAGCUUGGUGACUAUGGACUGUCAACAUGUCACUGACCACAUGAUGUCACCGACUGUCACUAACCAUAUGUCACUGUCACUAACCACAUGAUGUCACCGUCACUAACCACAUGAUGUCACCGUCACUAACCACAUGAUGUCACCGACUGUGGCGGUCUGCUGUAUAUAGUGUAUCGACGACCUCAUGUUUUUUUAUUUUGUCUCUAACAUCUUCUCCACUUGUUGUCUUGACUCCUGGCUUCCAUUUGGAACGAUUUUCAUAAUAAUACACAACUACAACUACGUCA
Molecule: messenger RNA, 4416 nt
Organism: Pomacea canaliculata
Lineage: Eukaryota; Metazoa; Mollusca; Gastropoda; Architaenioglossa; Ampullariidae
Product: homeobox protein Nkx-2.6-like
Exons: 3
Coding region: 40-1173 (377 amino acids)
Biological process (GO): cell differentiation; regulation of transcription by RNA polymerase II
Cellular component (GO): nucleus
Molecular function (GO): DNA-binding transcription factor activity, RNA polymerase II-specific; RNA polymerase II cis-regulatory region sequence-specific DNA binding
Source: RefSeq, a predicted model, not a curated record